ACCCGAACGAGAGAGAGCCGUGUGCCAGACCAACCUAGAACCGGCGGCACCAAUCCUCUAUCUGUAGACGGGAUUCAACCACAAACACCUCCAAGGACAAGACUUCAUUUCAGGGAGACACCGGGAUCAGUAGAGGAUCUGCCUUUUGUGAGAUCACUCGGCUUUGUCCCCUAUUCCUUGCAGUGACACCCUUGUGAAAAUGGGGUGAUUGCUUUCUUUCAUCAUCCAGUUAACUAACCUUGAGCAAGCCCAGGGCGGCACACCUCCUGAUGUCAGAAGAUUCAGACUCCAAGCCCUAUCGCUUCCCGGUUCUGGAGGACCAGGAUGGAGCCUCAGGCAGCAGAGCGUCCAGCUCAUGCAGCUCUGUGCCAAGGGGGGCCUCAGGGUGCAGCUCCAUGGCACAGCUGCACAGGAUGGGUGGCUAUAGCCAAGGUGGGCCUGAUCUAGGCCUCCCCUCAGAGGGCAGCGACAGCAGCGGCCAGGACCCUCCCGCUUCCCCGCACAAUCAUCGCAAGAACACCCGCUCCCGCUCGCUUCCGGAGGAGGACGUGGAGAUGAAGAGCAGUGGUUCUAGUGGGAGUGGUACCGAAUCCCAUGGCAAUGAAAGCCACGGCAACGAGAGUCAUGGCAACGAGAGUCACGGUCAUGACUCAUCGGGCAGCUCCAAUGGCAACAGCAAAGAUUCCGCUCUGCUGGAAUCUUCUGAAAGCAACAAGAGCUCAAACUCCCACAGUCCAUCUCCUCCUGGCAGUUCAAAUGCUUUCAGUCUGCUGAGCUCAGAGCAGGACAACCCCUCGACCAGCGGUUGCAGUAGUCAGGAGUCCGCCAAAGCCAAGACCCAGAAGGAGGUGAUUAAAACACUGAAAGAACUGAAGCUUCACCUGCCUGCUGAGAAGAGACACAAUAACAAGUCCUCCACGCUGAACACCCUCAAAUAUGCACUGCGCUGUGUCAAACAGGUGGAAGCCAAUGAGGAGUAUUACCAGCUUCUGAUGAUCAAUGACUGUCAACCUUCAGGCCUGGAUGUAUCUUCCUAUACAAUAGAAGAAAUAGACAGUAUUACUUCUGAAUACACCCUCAAAAACAAUGACAUUUUUGCAGUGGCAGUGUCCCUCAUCACAGGAAGGAUCGUCUACAUUUCUGAUCAGGCUGCCUCCAUCCUCAACUGCAAAAGAGACGUGUUCAAGAACACCAAGUUUGUGGAGUUCCUUACACCGCAGGAUGUUAGUGUGUUUUACAGCUUCACGACGCCUUACCGGCUGCCCUCCUGGAGCAUGUGCACUGGAGCAGAGUCAUCUCCACCUGACUGCAUGCAGGAGAAAUCCUUCUUCUGUCGUAUCAGUGGUGGUAGGGAUUGUGAGGGUGACCUGCAGUACUAUCCGUUCCGCAUGACACCCUACCUGAUGAAGGUCCAAGACACAGUACAUGCGGAAGACCAGUUCUGCUGCCUCCUCCUGGCUGAGAGGGUUCACUCUGGUUAUGAUGCACCAAGAAUUCCAACGGAUAAGCGCAUCUUCACCACCACACACACUCCGAGCUGUGUUUUCCAGGAUGUAGAUGAGAGGGCUGUUCCUCUCCUUGGGUACCUCCCCCAGGACCUGAUUGGCACACCAGUCCUCCUCCACCUGCAUCCCAAUGACCGCCCGAUUAUGCUGGCCAUUCACAGAAAGAUCCUUCAGUAUGCAGGGCAGCCAUUUGACCACUCAUCUAUCCGAUUCUGUGCACGAAACGGAGAAUACAUCAUCUUAGACACCAGCUGGUCCAGUUUUGUCAACCCCUGGAGCCGCAAAGUCUCAUUUGUCAUUGGGAGACACAAAGUCCGCAUGGGCCCUGUGAAUGAAGAUGUUUUCGUGGCCCCGCCCUCCUCUGUUGCUGAGAUGAAGGCCAUGGAUUCUGGCAUCCAGGAAAUUACUGAACAAAUCCACCGCCUCCUUCUGCAGCCGGUUCAUAACAGUGGGUCCAGUGGCUAUGGUAGUCUGAAGAGCAAUGACCACCUUCUGGGCAUGUCCUCCUCCAGUGAGAGCCUAAAUAAGAGCACGAUACGACGAGAGGAGGAGGAAGUGAUCUGCAAAGCCAGACCCCGAACCUUUCAAGAAAUCUGCAAGGGAAUUCAUCUUCAGAAGAGCCAGGAACAGCAGACAACUAAAACAGAAAACAAGAAAAGCAAUGGCAUAGAGUCUCUACAGAAGAGCCCAGCGGUGGUGCGGCCCAAAGACUCGGCCGCUCCACUCAACUGGAGGGAGACUGGGUCGACUAUGGAUGAGAGUAGGGCAUCUUUCCAGGAGGAGCUGGCCUUCAAUGAUCAGUCUGUCUACUCCUACCAGCAGAUCAGCUGUUUGGACAGUGUCAUCAGGUAUUUGGAGAGCUGUAAUGUUCCCAUCACCAUGAAGAGGAAGUGUCAGUCUUCCUCUAACACCACCUCCUCUAACUCAGAUGAGGACAAACAGAAAGGAUCCAACAACAUGCAAGUGUCUGAAGAACCAGCCUUGUUGAAGGAUCAGUCUGGUCUCUCCGCUUUGGAUGAUCGAGACAAAAAGUCCAGUGACGCAGCCACAGCGGUAGUGGGCACUUCGCUGCCCCUACCUGUACCUAACAAACCAGAAAGUGUGGUGUCCAUCACCAGUCAGUGUAGCUACAGUAGCACUAUAGUGCAUGUUGGGGACAAGAAACCUCAACCAGAGUCAGAGAUCAUAGAGGAUGUACCAGGAACAGGAGAGACUGCAGAAUCCAAUCAGAACGCCGGGGUUCCUCCUUGUGCAGUUUCACCUCCCAGUCAGGAGAAGGAGUCCUACAAGAAACUGGGGUUGACCAAACAGGUUUUGGCAGCCCAUACGCAGAAGGAGGAGCAAGCCUUUCUGUAUCGCUUCAGAGAGCUUCGUGGACUCACAACACACAAAGCAAACUGCUCUCAGUACCUGGAGCGCCAGAGGGAACAGACAGCCAGCGAUGCUGUACCUGCUGGUCGAUUCUGCAAGCAGGGUGGACCAGGUGCAGAGCCCACGACGCGCCGAGGUACGCGGAAUAAGAAAACCAAGUCGAAGCGAGCCAAGCAGAUCGAGUCCUCGGACAGCACUGUGUCCCAUCACAGACAACAGCAGCUGCGGCCUCCUCUCCUAAACCAUGGCCUUAACCCAACAUCUUGGUCUCCCUCUGACACCUCACAGUCCACUUUUCCCAUGGCCUACCCUGCUGUGAUGCCAGGCUACCCCCUCCAGGUUUACCCUAGAGCCAGUUCCAUAGCUGCCCGCACAGACGCCACUCUUACAGGCUUCGGGGACAACCCAAGCCAAGCCCCACCUUGCCCCCCAUCCAUCCAUCCUGCUCCCUACACUGCACCCUUGGUCACCCCCAUUGUGGCUCUAGUUCUGCCCAACUAUAUGUACUCUCCAAUGGCUCCGGGGCCUCCGCCAUCACAGCCAGUGUACCAUGCAGAGACUGGGGGCUUUCUUGCCCAGACCCAGCAUUUUGGACAGGCUGCCUUUCCAGCCCAGGGCACCUUCAUGGCUCAACCUUCCUUUGGUGUUCAGAAUCAGUUCAUCUCCCAAAACCACUUUGCUCCUCAAGCAGGUUACCUGAACCCACCUUACUGCGUCCCUCCAUCUUCGGAAAUCCCAAAGCCCCCCAUGGAGGGCCAGUCUCGCUCCUCAACGCCACAGUCUGGAGGAGCUGGGGGCCAGGCAUCCCCACCUUUGUUCCAGUCUGGCUGCAGCUCACCCCUCAACCUUCUGGAGCUGGAGCUGUCUGUGGACAGGCAGGACAGUACAGUGUUGCCCUCUGGAGGACAAGGGAAUAAUACAACUGAAAGGGAGAAAGGAGCAAGUGGCAACCAGGCCAAGGAGAGGGAACUGAAGCAGCCAUCUCUCAGUCUCCUUGGUCCACCUGGACCCUUGUAUUGCGAAGGUACGCCCUGUGUCUGUGAGCGUUUGUCUUGGGAUAAAGUGUGCUCUAGACUGAGGGCUUACAGCAAAGAGGCAAGCUCACGCGGUGACGGGAACAACAGUGAUGCCAACUCUUCGUCCAGCGACAUGUUGGACAUUAUUCUCCACGAGGACUCUUGUUCAGGCACAGGCUCGGCCACCUCGGGGUCCAUGGGCUCAGGGUCCAACGGCUGUGGAACUUCAGCCAGUGGGACGUCCAACAGUGGCACGUCUAAGAGCAGGACGUCAGCCAGUGGAGCCUCGGCUAGUGGAACCUCCGGCAGCGGAGCAGGAAGCAACAACAGUAGUAAGUACUUUGGCAGCGUGGACUCGUCCCAGAACAGCCAGAAGGUCAAAGGUCACUUGAGCAGCAGCGAGGGAAGGCCCAUGGAGAUGGAGCAGAGCGAACACUUCAUCAAGUAUGUACUGCAGGACCCGCUGUGGCUGCUCAUGGCCAACACAGAUGACAAGGUCAUGAUGACCUAUCAGCUGCCCUCGCGUGACAUCCAGAGAGUGCUCAGAGAGGACAGAGAGAAGCUGAAGCUGCUGCAGAAGAGUCAGCCGCGCUUUUCAGAGGAGCAGAAGAAGGAGCUGAUUGAGGUCCACCCCUGGAUCAAGAAGGGAGGUCUACCCAAGGCCAUAGAUAUCAAGGUGUGCUCCUGCUGUGAUACAGCCUCAGAGGCAGCAGCAGUAGCAGCAGCAGCAGCAGCAGCAGCAGCAGCAUCAGCAGAGGAUCAGCCGGACCUGGACAUUGGUGAUACAGAGACGGACGAAGUCGGUUGCCCACAGAGGCCCAGAGAAGAGUCUUCGAACACUGUCGCCAUCUCCUGCCACGGCCCUCCUCCUGGCUCCAGCUCUCAGAUGCAGCCAGCCAGACAAUGAACUGCUCAUGGUUUUCAGAGUGACUGCCAUUACCCACCAGCCCGUUGUUCUCCACAACUGUGACGAGCAACGUUUGAAGAGGGACCUGCUUUACAUAAAGCAUCAUACAGACCCUUUGCUCUUCACAAAAAAUUCUUCAUUACUGUCUCUGUCUUGCUGUUUUAUGGGUUGUACAUUUUAAGAUGCCAGGGUUCAAACUGGCUCAAACAGUCAAGACUUUUUAAAAAAAAUGUGAAUAUAUGUUAUGGACAUUAAAUUACAUUUUAUUUUAUUUUAUUUUAUUUUAUUUUAAUACACUUAAAAGCUGCACCAGGCAGGAUUUUUUUUUUUUUUUUUUGGUGCUUGCAGGGGUUGCUGGGCUCUGUGACUGAGUAUGCUCUUUCAUUUGUUUCAUAUGUAGCACUUACUGAUACGCAACACUAAGGUGAAGACUUUUAUGCACUGACAAAGAGAUGCAGAGCCGAAUAAGGGAAAUAAAAUAUAUCCACUUACACCAGACAGCACUGCUGAGGUCAAACACCAAACAAGAGGAGACUGCUUCAUUCACACGCCAGGAUGUGGCUCAGUAGUGUACUAGCUAUGACGGAUUUCAAUCACUUUAUUUCCUCUAUUUCAACACUACGUUACGUCAACAUGUGGCAAGAACAGGUGCCGUAUUUUGACAUAGUUUCAUUCACUCCUGUCACAAGUGCACUUUGCGGGCUACACUGGAAGAAGAGAAAAAACAUGACAGAGACGGCUGUAUGUCCGCUGCGUUUGCUCAGAUUUGUUUCUGAUGUUGCAUAAAGUGUUGUCAGUGAACAGGCACGGACUCAACCGCAGUGUCUGAAGUUUUUCACCUCCUCCGUCCUCACCUGUGGUGGACGACAUACUCAGAACCUACCUCAAAUAAAAGUGGUUAAAAUCACAAUGCAAAGAUGCAUCCUGCAUCCAAAAUGUUUGCUUAAGUAAAAGAACAGAAGUAUCAUCAGCAUAUACUUGAAGUAUCACAAAUGCGAUUUGUGCAGAAAGACCCAUUUCAGAAUUUUAUAUUGAAUUAUUAAAGAGUUUAUUUUUAUUGAUGCAGCAACAAGUAAGCAGCAUUUUGUAGCUGGUCACUGCCAGGCCAUGUGUUCCUUAUGUUAUAUACUUUUAGGCAGUUUAAUUGACGACAAUAUAUCAUAUUUGUUAUCAUAUUUCAUGCUAUAACUCUGAUCCCCAGGCAUGAUGGAGGUGGUGAAAACACUGAGAAAAUAAAAGACAAUCAGAUGCAACACAUCCUAUAAGCUCCAAAUACUCACCAGCCCAACUUGUAAUAAAAUUUUUGAGGGAAAAUUAAAAUAAUUAAAUGACGUUUAACAAUUAAAUUUCCCCUCUCUCAAACAUUUAGAGCAGCCUGUAAUGCAGCUUUAAGUUUUCAUUCAUUUUGCAUAAUCUCAUGCAUCAGUUUCGUGGCAUUUCUUUCGAUAUCAGCUGUGAAACCUUUCACUGACUUUUAUUUCUCAGAUGCCUCUCAUUUAUAGAAACAGAUUAUUUAAUGCAGUCCAGUGCUUGUGUGAAUGUUUGUAAGUCCUUGAGCAUAUAUAUAUAAUGCCACCUAUAUAUAUACACACACACACACAUACAUAUAUUUUUUUUUAACAUACGUGUUUCUGUAUAAACAUUUAUGUGUUUUUAAGUUAUGACGGAAAACCCAGCUUAAAAAGCAAGCAGGACCAAGAGUAAUAACAUUUACUGUAAAUGCUAUGUUAAUAGUAUUUAAAUGUGAGUUGUGUAAUCGACAUUAGGACAAUUCCCACCAUGAACUGGAAAAUACCAGAGUAGUAUGCUGUUCAUGGUGGGUGGCAAAUAAAAAGCUGAAGAGAAUAUUUGAUGUUUUCCCCAGUUUAAAAGUGUGCCAUAUGACACUUGAACUGGUCUGAUGUUGCCCCUCAUAAAUAUGGAGAAGAGCAUCCUGUGGAAGCGACUGAAGCUCAUUACCGUUCAGAACAAACGUGUGGUCACUUCAGAAGUCAGAUUUUAGGGUUAUUGCACGGGUAUAAAGCAGCUCAGACAGAUGUCAGGUGACUGUGUGGAGAGUUUUCCUUUACUUUGAAGCUCAUGCUGUAAAUUGGAGGAGAGGAAGGUGCUCUUUCUCUGCGACUUGAAUAUUUCCUGAAUUUGUCAUUUGUCUUUCUGUUAUGUGAACAGACACUGACAGCAAUGCACCUUUUACCUUUUAUUAUGUUUCUUUUUUCCCUUUCCUUGUUUUUAUUCUGCUAUGUUGGUUAAAUUUUCUCAAAAUAAAAUGUUGCCUAA
Messenger RNA from Toxotes jaculatrix (banded archerfish), 7076 nucleotides. It is a transcript of the gene per2, whose product is annotated as period circadian clock 2. Gene Ontology annotation, cellular component: cytoplasm; nucleus. NCBI's taxonomy places the organism in Eukaryota, Metazoa, Chordata, Actinopteri, Toxotidae. Gene Ontology annotation, biological process: circadian regulation of gene expression; entrainment of circadian clock by photoperiod; negative regulation of transcription by RNA polymerase II. The transcript has 24 exons. The coding region runs from base 270 to 4799 and encodes 1509 amino acids. Gene Ontology annotation, molecular function: transcription cis-regulatory region binding; transcription corepressor binding. The record is from RefSeq and is a predicted model, not a curated record.